Chilo suppressalis (striped riceborer) is the source of this 514-nucleotide messenger RNA. NCBI's taxonomy places the organism in Eukaryota, Metazoa, Arthropoda, Insecta, Lepidoptera, Crambidae. The record is from the annotation of a GenBank genome assembly.
UCUGUACUAUUCUGUGGUUGUGUUCCGAAAAAGCUAAAAUUUUUCAUUGAAUUUUACUAAGUUAAAAUCAUGGGUUUUGGUGAUUAUCCAAAAGAAUACAACCCAGCUGUUCAUGGGCCUUACGACCCUGCUCGUUAUUAUGGAAAACCUGAUACUCCUUUUGGACAACUGAAAAUCAGCGAGAUUGGCUCCUGGUUUGCACGAAGGAAUAAGUCACCAUCAGCUGUAGCUGGUGCUUGCAGCAGAGCUUGGUGGAGAUGGCAGCAUAAGUACAUGCAGCCCAAGAAAGUGGGCAUGGCGCCAUUGUUCCAGCUUCUUGUUGGAUCAAUGACUUUCUUCUAUGUUAUUAAUUAUGGAAAGAUGAAGCACCACAGGAACUACAAAUACCACUAAAGGGAGAGCAUACACCUUAUAGUCUGAUAUUUAAAACAUCUGUUUAUGUUUGGAAUGUCUGCAUGCCAAUAUUUAUCUACGUAAUAGUUCUCAUGUCAUAACCACAAUAAAAAUAGUCAAA